UAUGUUUGAGAUUUAUUUUGGAAACAUCAACAGGGAUUUCAAAACAAAAAGUAAUGAACGCACGAAACUAGAUGUUUAUUACUGUUUAAUUGAAAAUGUCAGAUGUAAAAGAUGAUCCAGCCCCUCCGCCGCCGAUUAAACGGUACAGGCGCGAGGAAAAAUCAGAUUCUGACGAAGACGUGGACAACUAUGAACCUUACGUUCCCAUCAAAGAACGUAAGAAACAGCAGCUUUUGAAGUUAGGGAGGCUCGGGCUGCUCACCGCGGAAGCUGCGGCGGACACUAAAAGCUCUAGCGAAAACGACCAUGACGAUGAAACAUCUCAAGAGGAAUGGGGCAGACGUUACAACGUUUCACUGCUGGACCAGCACAGUGAGUUGAAGAGACUGGCUGAGGCCCGAGCUCUCUCCGCAGCCGAAAAACAGGCAAGAGAAGAGGAACAUAUACUCGAGAGUGUAGCGCAGAGCAAAGCCCUGAUGGGAGUGGCAGAGUUGGCUAAAGGUAUACAAUAUGAAGAGCCAAUAAAGACAUCAUGGCGUCCACCACGUUGCAUCCUCGAGCUGCCGGAGACGAGACACGAAAUGAUCAGGAAUAAAUUGAGGAUAUUAGUCGAGGGUGACGAUCCUCCUCCGCCAAUAAGGACCUUUCAGCACAUGAAGUUUCCUAAAGGCAUUCUCCGCGGUCUAGAAGCCAAGGGCAUCCAGAAACCGACCCCGAUCCAAGUCCAGGGAAUGCCAGCUGUGCUGAACGGCAGGGAUAUGAUCGGAAUAGCCUUCACUGGCUCUGGGAAGACAUUAGUCUUCACUCUCCCAAUAAUAAUGUUCUGUUUGGAGCAAGAAGUGAAAAUGCCAUUUAUACGGAAUGAGGGUCCCUACGGCCUGAUCAUCUGUCCCUCGCGCGAGCUCGCCAAGCAGACCCACGACAUAAUACAACACUUCAUCAGGCACCUCAAGCUAACCGGGAGCCCCGAGAUCCGGAGCUGUCUCGCCAUCGGAGGCGUCGCCGUCUCUGAAUGCAUGGAGGUCGUCCAGAAAGGUGUUCACAUCAUGGUCGCGACGCCGGGGAGGCUAAUGGAUAUGCUGGAUAAGAAGAUGGUCCGCCUUAACGUCUGCCGGUACCUCUGCAUGGACGAGGCCGAUCGUAUGAUCGACAUGGGCUUCGAGGAGGACGUGCGAACGAUAUUCUCUUACUUCGCCGGGCAGAGACAGACGCUACUGUUCAGCGCCACUAUGCCGAAGAAGAUUCAGAACUUUGCCAGAUCAGCUCUGGUCCGUCCGGUGACGGUUAACGUGGGGCGCGCUGGGGCUGCCUCGCUCACCGUCCGCCAGGACCUGGAGCCGGCGCAGCCCGAGGCCCGCACCGUGCAGCUGCUGCACUGCCUGCAGAAGACUCCGCCCCCGACCCUCAUAUUCGCCGAGAGGAAACAGGACGUGGACGCCGUGCACGAGUACUUGCUGCUGAAAGGAGUGGAAGCCGUCGCCAUUCACGGCGGCAAGGACCAGGAGGAGAGGUCUCGGGCAGUCGAAGCCUUCAGGAGGGGGGAAAAGGACGUGCUGGUGGCCACGGAUGUCGCUAGUAAAGGGCUCGACUUCGCGAACAUCCAGCACGUCAUCAACUACGACAUGCCGGAGGACAUCGAGAACUACGUGCACCGCAUCGGGCGCACGGGGCGGGCGGGGGGCGGGGGCGUGGCCACCACGCUGCUGGGCCGCCCCGACCACAGCGUGCUGCGGGACCUGGUGCAUCUGCUGCGGGAGGCCGGACAGCGGGUCCCUGGCUUCCUCCUCGACAUGCUGGGUGAGCCCGACGUGCCGGCUCCCGCUGGCCAGGGCUGCUCUUACUGCGCGGGUCUGGGACACAGGAUCACAGAAUGUCCGAAGUUGGAAGCCGUGCAAAACAAGCAAGCUUCAAAUAUCGGCAGAAGAGACUAUUUAGCGAACACCGCAGCCGAUUAUUAAUAAUAUAGUUUAUUGUAUUUGAGAACUGUAAAAUAAAUUAAUU
Molecule: messenger RNA, 2001 nt
Organism: Bombyx mandarina (wild silkworm)
Lineage: Eukaryota; Metazoa; Arthropoda; Insecta; Lepidoptera; Bombycidae
Gene: abs
Product: ATP-dependent RNA helicase abstrakt
Biological process (GO): mRNA splicing, via spliceosome
Molecular function (GO): RNA helicase activity; ATP binding; nucleic acid binding
Source: RefSeq, a predicted model, not a curated record